Molecule: messenger RNA, 2664 nt
Organism: Marasmius oreades (fairy-ring Marasmius)
Lineage: Eukaryota; Fungi; Basidiomycota; Agaricomycetes; Agaricales; Marasmiaceae
Exons: 3
Coding region: 27-2531 (834 amino acids)
Biological process (GO): proteasome-mediated ubiquitin-dependent protein catabolic process; ubiquitin recycling
Cellular component (GO): cytoplasm; nucleus
Molecular function (GO): ubiquitin binding
Source: RefSeq, a predicted model, not a curated record
AGUUGGGUUGAGCAACGCCCACGACGAUGGAUUCGUUCUCGGCGUCACCACCGACGACGCCUGUGCGUCGGCUGACGAUGAACGGCGCUGAGCCACCCAUUCCUUCUUCUCCAAGCACCUCUACUUUCUCUCUCAUCGCCAUUGAUGAGGUGAACGAGCACGACUUCUGGACCUAUCACGCCUACAACGACAGUCCAAGACGACACGCAUUUCGAUCAACACCCACCCUCAAUCAUUUCUCCUCGCCGGCUUCUUCUUCCUCAUAUUCAGAUUACACACAUCUCUCAUCUUACACGUCUUCUCCAAGUAGCAGUGGCGGUGGCGGUUUACGGUCGUUAUUUCCACGCAUCUGGGACGUGCUUGUCUCCUCCCCAACGAAGAAUAUCCUCCACGUUUCCCCCACUCGAACUCAGCGACAUCGCGCACAUACGAUAUAUGGCACCUUUCCUCGAGUGAAGUCACCGUUCCCUUCAAACACUCUGGUUCCCUUUCCGACGCUAAAUUCGUCGUCGCCUCCACCGGGAGAUCCUUUCACUCCCGUAUCUUUUAGCACUGGUGAUCACCGCUCGCCAAUCCAUCGUCCGUCUGUCUCCUCUAUUCAUUCAUUCUCCUCGUCGUAUACCCUCAUCAACUACACUGAUCUUGCUCCACUCGAUGACGAAGAGGGAGAACUCAUCGACGUAGACGACGAGGCAUGUUUCCCUUUCCCUUCCGAUGACGACCGACACGAACUUGCGUUCACAUGCAAGUAUAACUGCACAUAUGCCUGUGCACACCUCAUGACAUGGACGGCCCUUCCUAAAGCAAGUUUCAGUCGUGCAAGGGUUGUAACCGGUAUUGAUAUCGUCGGAACACUUCCAGUCGAGCUUGGGCUAGAGAUAUUAUCUUAUCUCGCAUCAAUAUCUGAUUCGGGCUUGGAGGACAUCCUUGCAUGUGCAAGUGUCAGCAGGACAUGGCGCUCGCUUGCGUUGGAUAAUUCAUUAUGGAAAAAGCUGUUCGAGGGGAGGUGGGGGUCAGGCAGGAUCACUCAGAAUAAGAAGAAGAUUCAGAAACUUAUGAGAAAGCAGCAGCAAGCGGGUUAUUACUAUCGAACCAAGAAGCUGCCUCCUGUUCCUGGUUGCAGGGAUGACGAUACAUCAGAAACGGAUGAAGGGAUUCUGACCAUAGAUUACCGAUCCGUAUUUCGAGAACGUAUUGAACUGAAUCGACGCUGGGCAGGAACCGCAUUUACAAAACGAAUCAUCUCGGUACCGCCUAGCUCAUUUACUACACCUCCGAGGAUGUCCGCAUCGCAAUCUUCAUCUUCAAGUAUCUUCCUUCCCAUCUCAGCUUCGAAUUCUACGUCAUCGUCCGCAAGCAACUCAGCCCACUCGUCUCAGAGCACAUUGCAUCUACCGUUACCUGGAUCAUAUCCUCAUUCUCGCAGCCCUAGUCCUCGUCGUCCACAUACACCGUCUAUGACGCCGCAUUACGCUAAAGGCAGACCUUCUCGAGGCAGGAGGAUGGAGUCGGGAGAGGGGUUGUACCAGUAUGACAAGUUUGAACCCUCUGUCUCGAAGCUAGAGGGCCACGUAGACAGUGUUUAUUGCGCGGAGUUUACCCACGAAGGGGACUUUGCGCAUGAAGACUUCAUCUUUACAGGUUCUCGCGAUCGGACAAUAAAGAUGUGGGAUCUGACGAGUGGCAAGUGUAUUGGGACCUUUCGAGGUCAUAAGGGAAGCGUUUUGUGCUUGAAGUUCUUCUGGUUAUCAGAAGAAAGUGGUGUCAUGUACUCUGGUUCUAGUGAUAGGACUAUUUUUGUUUGGGAUGUCUGGUUAAAUAGGCAAGGUACAAGUGCGAAGGUCAGAACCAUUUUGAGGGGACAUGGUGGUGGUGUACUGGAUCUGGCGGUGGAUAGCCAGUGGGUUGUUAGUUGCUCGAAAGAUGCAGCGAUCCGGAUAUGGCCGCGAGAAUCGAUAUUCCCAGACAAGUUUGGGCAAGGGCCUACGCCCUAUCUCACCCUUGAGGGUCAUGAUGGACCUGUCAAUGCCGUGGGGCUUGAUAACGGACGCGUUGCCAGUGCUAGUGGUGAUGGCAAGAUCAUCCUUUGGGACGUUGAAACUGGGGCAAGGUUGCAAACUCUCGAAGGCCAUGAACGGGGGUUAGCAUGUAUAGCCUUCAAACACAACCUUGUUGUCUCCGGUUCCAGCGACCGUAGAAUCAAAAUCUGGUCGACGGAAACGGGAGCUUGUCUUUGCACGUUGGAAGGUCAUGAAGCCUUGGUUCGAGCGCUUCGGUUCGAUGCUGUCAGAGGAAUUUUAGUCAGCGCUAGCUAUGACAGAACUGUGAGAGUGUGGGAUGUCGGGGACGUGGUUCGAGGUGGUGAUGAGCUUCCUCAACCCAAGCUACUGCAAGAUUUUAGGAAUGUCCACACGAGUCAUAUCUUUGACGUCAAAUUUGAUCACAGGAGAAUCAUCAGCACAUCUCACGACCAGAAAGUCGUGAGCGUCGAUUUCUCGAAGGGACUUGAGACCACCAGUUUAUUAGUUUGAUGGCUGUGGAAGAAUGGACCCCAAGUCCUUUCGCUUGUGGUGUAUAUAUAAGUUAUCUAUGUAUGUGAACUUUUCCCUUUUCUUCAUAUUGCUUUCGUUAGCGACAUAUACUUGUCUUUGUGAUCACUCAAGC